Molecule: messenger RNA, 819 nt
Organism: Acanthosepion pharaonis
Lineage: Eukaryota; Metazoa; Mollusca; Cephalopoda; Sepiida; Sepiidae
Source: the annotation of a GenBank genome assembly
AUGAACGUGGCAUCUCUAUUCUUGUUCAUGUUGGUGGGCACAAAAGCUAAGAAAUGGUCACUGCCCAUUCACAAGUCCUUUCUUCUUUUUACUCUUCCUUUUCCCUUUCUUUCAUUCUUUGAUGACAAACUUCACCUUUUCUUUUUUGUUUUCGGCUUUUUUCAUUCAUCUAUAAUUUCUUUCUUUCUUUCAUUCUGCACCCACCUCCUGGGUGCAGGCAUCCCCCCCUCCUUUCUUGAUUGCCCUUCUGCACCUGUCACCUCCAGAAAACUGAUUUGGUUUAAUUUUUUUUCUCCUUUUUCUCCUUUUUUGCUUUUUCUUCCUUUUUCUCUUUCUUGUUUUGCUCAUUUUUCUCUCCUUUUGCUCAUUUUUCUCUCCUUUUGCUCAUUUUUCUCUCCUUUUGCUCAUUUUUUUCUCCUUUUGCUCAUUUUUCUCUCCUUUUGCUCAUUUUUCUCUCCUUUUGCUCAUUUUUUUCUCCUUUUGCUCAUUUUUUUCUCCUUUUGCUCAUUUUUCUCUCCUUUUGCUCAUUUAUCACUUUUUUUCUCUUUUUUCUUUUUUCUCCUUUUUUCUCUUUUUUUUUUUUCUUUUUCUCUAUUUUUUCUUUUCUUUUUCUCUCUUUUUUUUUCUUUUUCUCUCUUUUUUUUUUUUCUUUUCUCUCCUUUGUCUUUUUCCUUUUCUACCUAUUUUCAUUUUUUUGUUUUGUUUUAUCAAAGGGUGUCUGUUUCAUUAUUGAACAUCAUCAAAUUUUGGGACAGCUUGUAUAUUUCCUUCCACAUAUCAUGUCUGCUUCUUUUAUGUAUCCAUGUACCCCUGGGAUAG